AUGAAGAAGUUCUUAAAUCGUCAUAAAAAGGACGAUGAAGAAAAUGCCAGUGUCAGUUCUGCCAAUAACAGGAAGAGUGUGAGCUCUGUAGGAUCAAAUAGUUCCAUUAAAGAAAUCGAAAUGUUUGGAGAUAUCAAUCAGAAUGAUGCUAACUUGAAUCUUAAUCCUUCAAUUCUGAAUCAAAAUGCUCCUUCAGUUUUCACUAAAGAUUCUGCCACCAUCAAUAAAUCUAUCUUCUCCAGUAGUAAGACCAUGUCUACUAAACAAUCAUCAUAUUUUUCCAAGAGAUCAAUGGAUAAAUCAACUAAAAAACAACCUGAAUAUGGUCAAAGAUUACAAAUUUUAGAUAUUCAAGAAGAGUUGUCUAACAAAAGUCCUCAAGAUACUAUGAGAGAUAAGAUUUUACAAUUGAGUAACGAUUUAUCUUUCAUUAUGAAUCAAUAUAAUAAUUCCAAUGUAAAUUUAACUUCGGCUGUAAUCAAUACUUUCGAAUGUUUAAAGAAGUUUAAUACUUUUGUUGAUGAUUUAAAAGAUGUUAAUUCCGAUUCCGAUGAUUUUUGGUCUUUUGAUACCUAUAAUAAUGCAUCUUUAAGAAAAAUCAUGAAAAUUUAUUUGAAUUUUUACGAUAAUUUGUUACAAGAUGAUGUUUAUAUCAAAUUGAAAUUGUUAUUAGUAAGAAAUUUCAACGAUUUUGCUAAAACUUUGGAUUCCAAUAAUUCAAAAAGGUUUAGUGUAACUAAUCCUACUAAUAUCAUCAAACCUCAAAAUUUCGCUAUUGGAUGUAAUGAUAGAAAAUCUUUACCUAACGAAGAUGUUCUCAUUAAUAUUAUGAACAAAAUGGCUUCAUCUUCAAUUAAAAUCAAAGAACAAAAUGGUUCUUUUAUUGCUCCUAUUGUUAGAGGGAUUUCCAAGAAUUUAAAUAUCUUAUGUCUUUAUUUCGGUUAUCCUAAUCCUACCGAUUAUCAUUUGAAACUUACCCAAACUUUACACGAUUUAUAUGAUGAUAUUCAUGUAGUGGUGGUGAAAAAUCAUAUUGAUUUGGCUGCGGCUCAAGUUCAACAAAAUAUGAAUACAACUUUGAAUAAUCCAACUCCUCCAAUUAGUGGUAUUCAAAAAUUCAAAUUACCUUUCAGAGUUCCUACUGAUGUCACCAAACCUCCAAUGGCAUUAUCAAUUUCCAUUGAAAAUGCUUCCAGAACCUCAGGAACAAUGGGUGGAUAUAUCUAUCCUAUGAUCGAUACGGAAAAACAACCACACUUGGAAUCUUAUGCUAGUUCAAAAUUCGCUAUUAGUUGUGGACAUGUUUGUCUUAAUAAUACUGAUGAUCAAACAGAAUAUCCUCAUGUUUCUUCUCCUUCAUCAGUAUUAAUCUCCUUGUAUAAGAAAGCUUUAACUCAACAGUAUGAGAAAUUAUCUCAACUGAAUCAAACUCCUAUGAUGGAAGCUAAAGUGGCUUAUGGUUCAGUUUUAAAUCAAGUUGACAAAAUGUUCCCUUUGAAGAAGGUCAAAUUAUCUGGUAAAGAUAAAGAACAUCAUGAAAUUAGAAAUUUACCCGUUCAUAGAUUUGGUCAAAUCAUUUGGGGUGAAAGAACCUUAAUGUCCAUUGAAAAUUCAAGUGAAAAGAAACUUUCUGAUUUAGCCAUUAUUAAAGUCAAUAAAAACUUAAAUUGUGAACAAAACUUCUUAGGUGAUGAUAUAGCUUUCAAUGAGUUUGAUCCUGCUUUGAUGUUUGACAAUCUAUACGUAAGAAAAGUUAUUGAUUUAAGAAGAGAAAAUGAAUUGGAUACUGACAUCGAUGAAGAUUUAUCUGAUACUAAUAAAUUAGGAGGGUUACCCGUAUUCAAAUACGGUUCAACCACCAAAUUCACCCAAGGUAAUUUAAAUGGUAUCAAAUUAGUUUAUUGGCUUGAUGGAGCUAUUCACUCAUCUGAAUUCAUUAUCAAUUCUAUUGAUAACAAUACUGCUUUCGCUGCUGGCGGUGAUAGUGGAUCAUGGAUUUUAUCCAAAUUAGAAGAUUGUAAUAGUGUAGCUGAAAAUAAAGGUUUGGGUGUUUUAGGUAUGUUGCAUUCAUAUGACGGAGAAUUUAGACAAUUUGGUUUAUUCACACCAAUGUGUGAAAUCUUAGAGAGAUUAGAACAAGUAACAAAAAUCAAAUGGGGUGUUGUAGGUGUUGCUGAAAAGGAUGACAGUAAAUUACCUAAUGAAGUAGAUUCUGAUCAUUAUGACUCAGAAAUCGAAAGCGUUUCCAGUUUAAGUGACGAGAGUGUGUUAGAGAAUCCUCCUGUUGAAUAG
This is a messenger RNA of Yamadazyma jaroonii, 2292 nucleotides long. The record is from the annotation of a GenBank genome assembly. Lineage: Eukaryota; Fungi; Ascomycota; Pichiomycetes; Serinales; Debaryomycetaceae.